Molecule: messenger RNA, 984 nt
Organism: Cokeromyces recurvatus
Lineage: Eukaryota; Fungi; Mucoromycota; Mucoromycetes; Mucorales; Mucoraceae
Exons: 4
Coding region: 1-984 (327 amino acids)
Biological process (GO): mitochondrial magnesium ion transmembrane transport
Cellular component (GO): mitochondrial inner membrane
Molecular function (GO): magnesium ion transmembrane transporter activity
Source: RefSeq, a predicted model, not a curated record
AUGGAAAUGAAGUUACGAUGCACUGAAUUUGAUUACAAAGGGGAUGUCAAAACUACAGCAGGGGAAUUUCUGAAAUCUGAUUUUUGUCAAAAACAUUCAUUAUUGCCACGUGAUCUAAGAACGAUCGAUACCUAUUCUGUUUAUCAAAAGCCGAACAUACUUGUGAGAACGGAAGCCAUCUUGGUGAAUGUAGCACAUUUAAAAGCAUUGUUGAAGAGUGAUUUGGUUGUAUUGUUUGACACAUAUGGAUCAACCGAUAGUUAUAACCAGAGUAUAUUCAUUUAUGAUUUACAAGAGAGAUUGAGAUCACAAAAAGAGAGUUUACCUUUUGAAUUUAGGGCACUUGAAGCAAUAUUAAUAUCAGUUACUUCAUCAUUACAAUCUGAGUUGGAUAUAUUAGAAGGACCAGUGAAUAAGUUAUUAGGAGAUUUAGAAGAUUUAGCAGAUAUUGAAGAAUCCAUGAAUGGAGAUAAACUACGAGAUUUAUUACAAUAUUCUAAGAAAUUAGCUAAAUUUGAACAAGAUGCUUUAUCUAUUCGAGAUGCAUUAGAAGAAGUAUUAGAUAAUGAUGAGGAUUUGGCUGCUAUGUAUUUGUCGGAUAAAAAAUCAGGCAGAUUUAGAGCACCUGAGGAUCAUGAAGAAGUUGAAUUGUUAUUAGAAGCUUAUUAUAAGCAAACAGAAGAAAUUGCUGCAAAGGCAUCAACAUUAAGACAACAUAUGAAAUCUACAGAGGAAAUUGUGCAACUUAUAUUAGAUGUGUCACGGAAUUCAUUAAUGUGGUAUGAUAUUCGAUUGACGAUUUUCACCUUAUCUGCUACAGUCGUGAGUGGUUAUGGUGCACUUUUCGGUAUGAAUUUGAAAAAUUAUUUUGAAAAUGAUCCUUAUGCUUUUGGUCUCUUAUCUGGUCUUGCCGUCAUGUCUGGUUUAGGCGUGUUUGCAGUUGCCUUUAAGAAAUUAAGAACAUUAGCUAAAAUUAAACCUUAA